This is a messenger RNA of Fusarium sp. VM40, 663 nucleotides long. Lineage: Eukaryota; Fungi; Ascomycota; Sordariomycetes; Hypocreales; Nectriaceae. The record is from the annotation of a GenBank genome assembly.
AUGAUGAACGCAGCAGAUGUCAUUUUGGACGACGUGACUAUCCCGUUUGACUGGGACUUCGCGACCUGUCCGUCCUCCGAUACCGACCACUCCAUAUCACCGAGCCCUUUGACAACUGUCUCACCUUUCGACUAUCUCAUUCACAAGCCCCACGACCGCAUACGAACCAAUACCAGUGCCAAUACCAAUACGCCAUUAUCUGGAUUAUCCACAAUCUUUGAGUCUUCUGUCUUGACUAAGAUCGACAUAUCUCUCGAACCUCCAACACUUGAGCUCGAUCUGUUAUGCCAAGAGUCUUUUGUCUACAAGGCCCCAGAUAAUAAAGAAUGCUACCCGCAUGGAUUAAGCAAUGCUGGGUCUAUUGGAAACCACCAAACCAAACGUCGGCAAAAAGCACCUAAAUCAUAUGUUUCUCGGGGACAACACUGUUCUCUUCUGCGUGUCGAUCUUCAACAAGGGAAGGAAUCGUUGCCUUCUGUUUGUGCUGGAAGUCACCAAGAUAGCGUUACUGUCAAGCGAGCUCGUAAGAACUUGGCGACCCAAAAGUCCCGUAGCCGAAACAUUCAGUAUCUCCAGGGCUUACAAAAGCAAAUUUUAGAGCUUGAAAUUGAGCGGGAUUAUUGGAAGGGUAUUGCCUUAUCAAAGUCAUUACAAUUAGUAUAA